AUGGGGAAUCAACGCAGGCCAACUAACGACUCAAUCUCAUCCUCCAACUCAUACACUUCGGUCAACGAUGCAGAUCCAUUGAAGACAUUCGACAAGCAGACAAUCACCCAAGUCUCAUCCAACCUCUCAUCAGAGAGCGACCAAUUGAAGAAGAACCCCUUCUUGGACCCGCAAGUGGAAGAGUACUAUCGUGACUUGUACACCAAAUCAGGGUACGAGAGUUACUCCGCAUUCGACCCCACAUUUGAAUGGACAGAGGAGGAGGAAAAGAAGGUUGUCAUGAAAUUGAACUGGAGAGUCGCAUUCACUGCGUGUCUCUUGUUUGUCAGUUUGCAAGUUGACAGAGGUAAUUUGAGUCAAGCUGUUUCCGACAACUUCUUGCAAGACUUGGGAUUGAACACCAAUGACUUCAACGUGGGAAACAUAAUCUUCACAUGUAGUUUCUUGGCGGCGGAGGUGCCUUCUCAGUUGAUCUCAAAGGCUUUGGGACCCGAUAUUUUCAUCCCCAUGCAGAUUUGUGCGUGGAGUAUCGUUGCUAUGUCGCAGGCGGCAUUAAAGGGUAAAGCUGGAUUUUAUGUGACUAGAUGCUUGAUUGGUGCGUUAGAAGGUGGGUUCAUUGCUGACUUGGUGUUGUGGUUGAGUUACUUCUUCACUAGUA
Lodderomyces theae is the source of this 658-nucleotide messenger RNA. RefSeq lists its product as uncharacterized. Gene Ontology annotation, molecular function: transmembrane transporter activity. Gene Ontology annotation, cellular component: membrane. NCBI's taxonomy places the organism in Eukaryota, Fungi, Ascomycota, Pichiomycetes, Serinales, Debaryomycetaceae. The annotation marks the transcript as partial. The transcript has a single exon. The record is from RefSeq and is a predicted model, not a curated record.